GGCAGGGAAUUUGAAGAGAGAAAAUGCACAUCGAUCAGUAUUGAAAAAGAAUGUCUGCUGAGGUUGAAUACAGAUGCUUCGUGGGUGGGCUCGCAUGGGCUACCAACGAUAGAACCCUAGGUGAAGCUUUUUCUCAGUACGGCAAUGUGGUCGACUCCAAGAUUAUCAACGAUCGCGAAACAGGUAGAUCGAGAGGAUUUGGUUUUGUUACCUUUACUGAUGAGAAAUCCAUGAGGAAUGCAAUUGAAGCAAUGAAUGGCCAGAACCUUGAUGGUCGUAACAUCACUGUUAACGAAGCUCAAUCACGCGGAAGCGGCGGCGGCGGCGGUUUUGGUGGUGGCCGACGGGGUGGUGGUGGUUUUGGUGGAGGUGGCGGCGGCGGAUACAGUGGAGGUGGUGGAUACGGGCGACGUGAAGGUGGGAACGGUGGCGGUUAUGGAGGUGGUCGUGACCGGGGAUAUGGUGGUGGUGGUGAUCGUUAUGGCGGUGGAGGUGAUCGUUACUCAAGAGGUGGUGGUGCAUCAGAAGGAAGCUGGAGGAAUUAGGGAUAAAAUUCCGAAAUAUUGGGUUUAAUAGUUUUGGUUCGAAAACUACUAAUAUGUUUCUGUGUUGGGUUUUUGUUUAGUGUUAUGGUUUCUCGCUAUGUUACUGUGAGGGAUUUGUGCAAAUUUCAAUCUAAAGUUAUAAAUGAUCAACCCCUUUUCUAUUUUCGU
Molecule: messenger RNA, 713 nt
Organism: Solanum pennellii
Lineage: Eukaryota; Viridiplantae; Streptophyta; Magnoliopsida; Solanales; Solanaceae
Product: glycine-rich RNA-binding protein-like
Exons: 2
Coding region: 51-545 (164 amino acids)
Molecular function (GO): RNA binding
Source: RefSeq, a predicted model, not a curated record